Molecule: messenger RNA, 268 nt
Organism: Dentiscutata erythropus
Lineage: Eukaryota; Fungi; Glomeromycota; Glomeromycetes; Diversisporales; Gigasporaceae
Source: the annotation of a GenBank genome assembly
UAAAUUAUUUUCAACAAUGUCUGUUUCGUCAAUUGAAGAAAAACCAAACCGAUUAAUUGGAUUUAUGGCAGGUGUGGCUUCUGGAGUUACCAAACUCCUUGUGGGACACCCUUUUGAUACAAUCAAAGUUCGUAUGCAGACAUCAGAAAUAAAUAUAAGAUUUGAUGGAACAAUUCAAUGCCUGCGGCAAACAAUUCGGAUGGAAGGAUUUCGUGCCUUAUAUAAAGGAGCAACUCCGCCGCUCGUUGGAUGGGGCAUCUUGGAUUCU